GGAACGGGCCGGAAGUAAGCGUCAGUCCUGGCGGAAGGAGCCGGAAGCGGUGCCUGAGAAUCGGUGGCGGCGUCGGUCCCUGGAAAGAUGAUCCAGGCAAUUCUGGUGUUUAACAACCACGGGAAGCCGCGGCUGGUCCGCUUCUACCAGCGCUUCCCAGAAGAGAUCCAACAGCAGAUUGUCAGGGAGACGUUCCAUCUUGUCCUCAAGCGGGAUGACAACAUCUGUAACUUCCUAGAAGGAGGGAGUUUGAUCGGCGGUUCUGACUACAAGUUGAUUUACCGGCACUACGCCACUUUGUAUUUUGUGUUUUGCGUGGAUUCUUCAGAGAGUGAACUGGGGAUCUUGGACCUCAUUCAGGUUUUUGUGGAGACACUGGACAAGUGCUUUGAAAAUGUCUGUGAGUUGGACUUGAUCUUCCACAUGGAUAAGGUUCAUUAUAUCCUGCAAGAAGUGGUGAUGGGUGGUAUGGUGCUGGAAACGAACAUGAAUGAAAUUGUGGCUCAGAUUGAAGCUCAAAACAAAUUGGAAAAAUCAGAGGGUGGCCUUUCAGCAGCCCCUGCUCGGGCUGUGUCAGCAGUGAAGAACAUUAAUCUACCUGAAAUCCCUCGGAACAUCAACAUUGGGGAUAUCAACAUCAAAGUUCCCAACCUCUCUCAGUUUGUCUGAGGACUGAAGGAGCAUCAGAUGGGUCAAGUGGAACUGAAUCUCUUUGAAAACAGAAGGCCAGGCUAAUCAUGGAUCUGAACAAAAUUUGAGCCUUAGUAGCAUUAAGAUCUAAGGCCUGGUCUCUUUUCCUUUGGGCAGACUCAUGGGUGUGGGAUUAGGGAAGGGUCAAUGUCAUUAUUUCACAAUCUCUGUGCACAUGUCCAAUGUGAAGUUCUUCAUUGCCUACAGGUACACCAUUCAUGUAGGGGAUGCAUAUCCCACUUAAGUAAAUCAGCUAGCGUUCUCAGAUUUCCUGCCCCAUUUUAUUCUGCAUGCUGAAUCUCUCUGAAGGUGGUGGUUGUUUGAGUUAGUCCCCACAGACUUCAUGGGGCAGAUAUCUAGAAAGUCAUUAUUCUCACCUUUCUGCUAGGUGCCAAGGAUUGGCUCUUUAGAUUCAGAUUCAGGAAAGCUGGCUUUCCUCUGAAGUCUAUGAAAAAAUUAUAGGGAUGGGGGACCUGCGGGCUGAAUUAAGGUGCUUUGUAGCCAAUAUUCUUCUGUCUAACCAUGCUCUUUUAUAGCAAAUAACAUAUUCCCCCAAGAAAAUAUCUUCUUAUCUGGCAGGAAUCCAAGAUCUGUUUUCCUAGGUGUUUUAUGAAAAGUUCAUAGUCAGAAACAUGACAACAGCUGCCUGUUCCCUGCUUAUCCACAGAUUUACAAUGGAUCUACCACCACCCUACUUCCCAACAGAUGAGAAAUCUAAUAAGCUCCCUGUUCCUAAGGAACAGCCCUGGUUGAAGGAGUACUUUGUGGGCUGGGAGCCUUACUUUUGUAGCAACUAAACGAGAGGUGAUAUUUGUAUUAUUUUAGGCUUAUAGUUCUUUUGUGAGGAGUCUUCCCUUGGCUGACCUUCAUUUGGUCUUCUGGGAGUUCUAAAUUCAGGGUUGAUGCUUCUACCUCUUCUGUAUCAUAAACCUGAUGCAGUUUCCAAAUAAAAGACUAGGACAGGAAUCAGGUAGGAGUAAAGGAGCAGUGUAUUUCAGGGGGUUGAGGUGAGAAGUGGAGAUAUUCCAGGAUUGUAAUGAGGACUAUUGGCUGAAUCUUGUGUUGAUAACGUGUUAAUGAGUUUAAAGAGGACCUUCCUGAAUUCCAGAUCAGGGGUGUCCUUUUCCUCCCUAGUAAUAAAUACUCCAGUACUUGCAUAUCUUUUUUUUUUUAAUAGUAAAUUUAGAGCUAAACUGCUCCUAGUCAUAUUGAAAUUCCCAUCCUCCCAUCUGCCUUUCCACUGGACCUGAUCGAGGCUGCAAAGCAGUUAUUUCAGCCAGCACACUGUGUUACCUGUAUGGUCAAGCACUUUCCCUAAUGGUAGUUCUAAAUCUUCUCAACCUAAGUGGAACUUCUGUUUUGUACAGAACUGUGUGUGCUGUCCUCUUCCCCUCGGGGGAGGGUGUGGAGAACUGAGCUGUCAUUUUGUUUCUUAAGCUUCCUGAGAAGGUAAGUUUACUCAACUCAUACGACCACGAUUGAAGGAUAUUUUUGUCCAUAUUUGAAUUGUGCAAUUCAUGACUCUUGGUUUGUUCACCCUAUCGCAUUUUUCUUUGAAGGAAAAUCACUGUCACUUCACACUGACUUUCCUCAACCCCUCCCCAGAGGUCUCCCUAGUAAUAAAUGGAUAUAAUUGUGCAAAACAAAUCAACCUA
This is a messenger RNA of Dromiciops gliroides (monito del monte), 2345 nucleotides long. RefSeq names its product adaptor related protein complex 3 subunit sigma 2 (gene AP3S2). Lineage: Eukaryota; Metazoa; Chordata; Mammalia; Microbiotheria; Microbiotheriidae. Gene Ontology annotation, cellular component: intracellular membrane-bounded organelle; membrane coat; AP-3 adaptor complex. The coding region runs from base 88 to 669 and encodes 193 amino acids. The transcript is spliced from 6 exons. Gene Ontology annotation, biological process: Golgi to vacuole transport; intracellular protein transport. The record is from RefSeq and is a predicted model, not a curated record.